Molecule: messenger RNA, 432 nt
Organism: Ruditapes philippinarum (Manila clam)
Lineage: Eukaryota; Metazoa; Mollusca; Bivalvia; Venerida; Veneridae
Exons: 3
Coding region: 37-432 (131 amino acids)
Source: RefSeq, a predicted model, not a curated record
GUUUCAGAUUUCUGAAGCAAAUGUAACAAAGCAGUCAUGGAUAUUGCUUGUGUUUGGAUAUUUGUAUGCAUGCUUUGCUACAAAAUAUUUCCAGUGAUCGCUGGUUUAAAUACUGAAUUGGUGAUUUUUCGAGUGAAUCGUAAGCAUAAAGACACGCGAAGAUGUGCAAUGGAAUCCUUACAUCACACGUUUGGUCGUAAAGAUGAUCUGACCGGAGAUUGCAAAAAACUAACACAAGCGAUAAAUCAAACUCAAACAGUAGGAGCUGGGCACAUAGAACAAGUUUACAUUAAGAAGGACUUUAAUACAGUGAUGAACGUUGGAGGAAAUAAAAAUUCUGGAGUUGAGAGAACCCACAUUGAACUUCAAACACCUUUAAUGCCAGGAUCUAGAUUAGAUUUCCAUUGCAGUCGUAAACCUGCUAAGAUAUAG